AUGUCCAUAUUUGCAUGGCUUAACCCUAUCUUUUGGUAUCAGCUCAAGUUCUUCUCUCCUCACAAAUUGAAUGGGAAAUGGUUCUUUAUCAAGCGUGAAUUUUGCCUUCCAUACAAUAUCAUGCCUCAAAUUGAGGACAGAGACCUUCAUCUCAGAUGGAACCCCACAAAUGGCACCAAAAUCUGGAGAUGGAUCUGGACGUCCAGCCUUUGGCGUAGAUUCAUGUCCCAAUACGUAGACUUCACAGUUGGCCAACUGAAGAGAAGAGGUGGCUGCAUAUCAGAUAUGCAUACGGACGAUAGGUUGAAAAUUAGGUUCCCAGUUUACGCCAAAAAUAGAGAUCCUUACUAUCAAAUCCUCAUGGAGGCAAGAAACACGAGAGCAAGAAACUGGAGAACCUGGGGUAUGCAAGUCCCUGAAAAGCAAGGGCCAGGUCCUAACCUUGGUCUUGUCAAAAAAUACCAAGACUACGACAACAAGAUUUUCAGAAUGGCUGAUGAUGACUGGACUUAUACAGGGUUAGACACUUUCUUUUUGGCUAUGCUCCCAAAUAUUACAUUGAGAAAGUAUUGGAAUGAGUUCCCAAGAGUUAUGCCUUAUUUCUAUGGGAUGUACUUCACAAAGGAACAGCUCUUCAACCACAUCAGCUUUGGAGUCGACCCUGGAAACCAGGUUCUUGAUGAGCUAAUCAAUUCUUCUGAUCCUGAGAAAAAAGCAGAAGUAGAGGAAGAUAAUGAUAUCAUGGAUUACUUGUUCCCAAUUAGGCAGGGACUUAAAGAUCCAAACUAUAGACUGAAAUAUCCAUUCCCAGACGACAAUAUUUAUCGUCCUACCUUUAAUAGAGGUGGAAAUAGACAAUACUGGUCACGUGACGUGCUUUAA
Molecule: messenger RNA, 882 nt
Organism: Blepharisma stoltei
Lineage: Eukaryota; Ciliophora; Heterotrichea; Heterotrichida; Blepharismidae
Source: the annotation of a GenBank genome assembly